UAAAAUCAAAAAAAAAUAUAAUUAAUAAUAAAUAAUUAAAUUUAAAAUGGAGGAUCAAUAUGAUUUUGAAGCAUUUAAAAAAUCAAAUAAACAUCAAUAUAUAAAACAAGAUAUAUCUAAUAUAUCUUCUAAUGCUACAGAGACAACAUAUCUUAUAUCUCCAUCAGCUAAAAAGAAUAUAAAAAAUUAUGGGGGAAUCCAACAAUAUUCUACGGUACCACAGUUAAAUGAAGAUAAAUUUUCGUCAUUUUCUAGGACGAAGAUGUUUUGUAGUUCAUUUCACAAGAAAUUUUCAAAAAAGAUCUUUAAUAGAGCUUUUGAAGAUGAAGAUCAUAGAAAUUUAAAUGGCGAACAUAUUUGGUACGAUAAUUAUAAUGCAAUUGAUUGGAUUCAUGAUACUAUUAAGGAUGCAACAAGAGCAAAAAAGCUUCGAUCAAUUAGGGGAAUUAGAGGUUGGAUAAGGAAUACAUUUGAUGCUAGUCAAGGAUGGAUUCUUGUAUUUUUUACUGGAUUUAUUACUUCGUGUCUUGCUUAUGUAAUAGAUGUUGUAGAAGCUAUAUUUUUUGAUUGGAAAUUUGGUUACUGUUCAGACAAUUGGUGGAGCAAUAAAGUAAAGUGCUGUAAAUCAUUUGAUGGAAAGUUGCAUGGGAUUUUAUUAAGUUUUAUAACUGGUAAUAUAGAUGAUCUUGUAGGGUGCAAACAGUGGAAUACCUGGGGAAAACAUUUUAAAUUUCCGGAAAAACAACAACACAUCGUUGAUUAUCUUGUUUACAUUGCAAUAGCAUUAUUUUUUGCGCUAAUAUCAGCCCAAUUAACUAUGACUACUCGUACAACUUUUCCUGUAUCAAUGAAAAAUUCAUCAGAAAAUUUAUCUCAAAAUAACUCAACAAAGAAAAAAAAUAACUCUAAAGUAGAAAAAGUAGCGUAUAUGGCAUCUGGUAGUGGUAUCCCAGAGGUAAAAACAAUCCUUUCAGGAUUCACUAUUCAUAAAUUUCUUGGGCUUCGGACAUUAGUUGUAAAGGUGGUAGGACUAACUCUGAGUGUUGCUUCUGGCCUUAAUUUAGGAAAAGAAGGACCAUUUGUACAUAUUGCUUGUUGUAUUGGAAAUAUUGCAUGUCGAUUAUUUAAUAAAUAUAAUUAUAAUGAUGGAAAAAGAAGAGAAUUAUUGAGCGCAGCAUCGGCAGCAGGUGUAGCUGUGGCAUUUGGUGCACCAAUUGGAGGGGUUCUGUUUAGUCUUGAGGAAGUGUCAUACUUCUUCCCUUCAAAGACUAUGUGGAGAAGCUUUUUUUGCGCAAUGGUAGCAGCAAUAACUUUAAAAAUUCUUAAUCCCUAUGGAACAGGAAAAGUCGUCUUAUUAGAGACCCAUUAUAGCCAUGAAUGGCAUUAUUUAGAGCUUAUUAUUUUUUUAUUCUUAGGUCUUUUUGGAGGUCUAUAUGGUAGUCUAUUUUGCAAAUUAAAUAUACGCUGGGCAAAGACAUUUCGAAGAUUAAGUUUUAUAAAAAAGCAUCCUACCUUCGAAGUUUUUAUAGUCACUCUUCUUACUGCUAUUAUUUCAUAUCAUAAUCCAUAUACAAAACUUGGUGGAACUGAAUUAGUUUCCCAUUUACUCAAAGAAUGCAACAAUAAUGAACUAAAUGAAGGAUUAUGUCCGGAAAAUAAGCUAAUGAUCCCAAAAGUGACAAUGCUUCUUAUAUUAGCACUGAUUAUUAAAGGAUCUUUUACAAUUGUGACAUUUGGUACUAAAAUUCCAGCAGGGAUAUUUAUUCCAACAAUGGCUGUUGGCACAUUAUUUGGAAGAUUUGUUGGUCUGAUUGUGCAAUUUUUUUAUUAUACAUAUCCUAGUGCAUAUAUUUUUUCAAAAUGUCCUUUGGGUGAUCCAAACGAAUGUAUAGUUCCAGGUGUUUAUUCUAUGGUUGGAGCAGCAGCUACUUUAGCAGGUGUAACUAGAAUGACAGUUUCAUUGGCUGUAAUCAUGUUUGAAUUAACUGGAAGUCUUUCAUAUGUUAUGCCAUUCAUGCUAUCUAUUCUUGUGUCAAAAUGGGUUGCUGAUGCUAUAGAGCCGCAGGGAAUAUAUGAUCUUUUAAUAGAUCUAAAUGAAUAUCCUUAUCUCGAUACUAAAUCCAAAUAUACGUUUUCAUCUUAUUUGUCCGAACUUUUACCACCUCCAAUAACAGUUUAUCAUACAACAAUUGACUUAUCUUUUAAUUCUACUGUAUCAUAUACAAAACUUAGAGAUAUGCUGGAAUACGUUAAGAAUGAGGGAUAUAUUGAUGGAGGAUUUCCAAUUGUUUAUAAUAAAACUCUUAUUGGAUAUAUUGCUGCACAUGAAUUAGAACAAGCUUUAGACACAAUCAAAUCUUCAGUUUCAAAUAAAGAUAUAGAAAAAAUAGGAUGUUACUUAAUGCCAUUUGGAAUUACAGAUUCUUCAUCAAGUCUUGAUACUGGAACCUCUUACUUUUUACAAAAUCCUGCUGAUUUACGGUCUUAUGUAGAUAAAGCACCAAUAAGUUUAAAUAAGGAAGCACCAAUGGAACUCGUUUUUGAAAUGUUUUCUAAACUUGGUUUACGAUAUCUUUGUAUACUUGAUGGAGCAGAAUUCGUAGGAGUUGUAAGUGUAGAUCUUUUUUGA
Messenger RNA from Pneumocystis carinii B80, 2629 nucleotides. RefSeq lists its product as hypothetical. Bases 47 to 2629 code for a protein of 860 amino acids. The record is from RefSeq and is a predicted model, not a curated record. Gene Ontology annotation, cellular component: membrane; early endosome; Golgi apparatus. Gene Ontology annotation, biological process: chloride transport; transmembrane transport. Gene Ontology annotation, molecular function: voltage-gated chloride channel activity. The transcript is spliced from 20 exons. Lineage: Eukaryota; Fungi; Ascomycota; Pneumocystomycetes; Pneumocystales; Pneumocystaceae.